GUCUCCUUCAAACUCUCAUUCUCAUCCAACACUGCAGAUCAUCUCCAACCCCUCGUCCUGCUCCUGUGACAGAGAGAGAGAGACGCCAACAUGAUCCUGCUCCUCCUUCUGUUCGCCCUGACCCUGGGUGCUGUGUCUCCUUCAGAUGGACCUGAGGUCAAGCUGCAGCAAGGACACUGUGAGAUGGCCUGGUUCAAAUUCAACAACCGCUACUACAAGUAUGUGGCCAGACAGAUGACCUAUGCUAAGGCAGAACUCAACUGUUUGUCAGAGGGAGCCAACCUGGUGUCUAUCCACAGUCUGGAUGAACAUGAUUUCGUCCAAACACUGAUCGAGAAGUUUGACCAUGCCAAUGGAAGAACUUGGAUUGGACUCAGCGACCUCCAAGAAGAAGGCAGCUGGAUGUGGUCUGAUGGUUGUCCGGCUAGAUUUUUCCUUUGGUCCAGAACAGAGCCAAACAACAGUGGAGGACGUGAAGACUGUGUUGAAAAGAACCGUCACCCAGAUAAGAAAUGGAAUGAUCAGCCUUGUAGCGAACGUAUUCCCUCUGUUUGUGCAUCUCGCAUAAUGUGUCCUCAGUGAUUGUUAAGUCUGAUUUAACCUAGUCACUGAUCACCAGAUGCUUGUUGAUGUGAAAUAGUGCUCAGCAAUAAAGAUACAAAUGCAAACUC
Molecule: messenger RNA, 671 nt
Organism: Limanda limanda (common dab)
Lineage: Eukaryota; Metazoa; Chordata; Actinopteri; Pleuronectiformes; Pleuronectidae
Product: lactose-binding lectin l-2-like
Exons: 1
Coding region: 91-582 (163 amino acids)
Source: RefSeq, a predicted model, not a curated record